AUGGCCUCCACCAUCCCAAGCCAUGCCUUGAGACACCUCACAUUAACUCGGCCAUGGUUCAGCAAAAUCCGCUGCACUACGUCUCUUGCGUCUUCCAGUGAAGACCCACACCAAAUUUUCCCUCUGAACGCCGAUACUGGCUCCAAAACUGGCAACAACAGCAAGUCACAAGCUUUCUUCCCAAAGAAAAACCAAGUCUUGGAGCUCGAAUGUGAGAGCCUGGCUUUUAAAGGGAUAGGUGUAUGCAAAGUGGCGGAUUCUGGGUUUGUUUUGUUGUGUAACAAUGCACUUCCUGGUGAACGUUUCAUUGGCCGUGUUAGUCGUAAGAAAGGAAGUUACGCUGAGGUUACAAAGUUGAAGACCUUAUCUCCUCACUGGGACUUUGUAGAUGCCCCUUGUGAGUAUGCAUCAUACUGUGGAGGUUGUAAAACGCAAAACUUGUCUUAUGAGGCCCAACUCAGAGCUAAGGAGCAACAAGUACGUGAAUUGGUCAUCCAUGUUGGAAAGUUUUCGGAUAAAACCCCAGAUUUUGCACAUAUUAUGAAGCCCAUUGUUCCCUGUGAUAUACUAUUUCAUUAUCGGAAUAAGAUGGAGUUCUCAUUUGGUUCUCAGAAAUGGUUACCUAAGGAAUUAUUACACGAGAAACUAGAUGGCAAUGACAAUUAUGCAUUAGGACUGCAUGCUCCUGGAUUUUUUGAUAAGAUACUCAAUGUUGACAAAUGUUUAUUACAAAGUGAGCCUGCAAACAAGAUCCUUGCAACUGUCCAAGACAGUUGGAAAGAUCCAGAACUAGGUCUUUCUCCAUACAAUGUUCACUCCCACGCUGGAUUUCUUAAACAUCUAGUUCUGAGAACUGGAAGGGACAUGAGUACUGGUCUACCUGAACUUAUGGUCAACUUUGUCACCUCGUCUUACAAGCCAGAGAUGCUGAAACCCCUGGUUGAGAAAAUUUCAACUAUUCCUGAAGUGGUUAGUAUUAUGAAUAAUGUAACUACUUCUAUUGGUAACACAUCUGUUGGCGAGGAGGAGUAUACAUUGUAUGGGAAAACUACAAUCACAGAAAGUUUGAGAGGUCUAACAUUUCAAAUUUCAGCAAACUCCUUUUUCCAGACAAAUACUCAUCAGGCUGAGGUUCUCUAUAAACUAAUUGAAGAUUGUGCUGGCUUGAGAGGAGAUGCCUCCGAAAUUGUCCUCGACUUGUUUUGUGGGACAGGAACCAUUGGUCUAACACUUGCAAAAAAGGCUAAACAUGUUUAUGGUUAUGAAGUUGUUGCUCAAGCUGUUGCAGAUGCUAAUAAAAAUGCCAAGCUGAAUGGAAUAAAUAAUACUACAUUCGUUCAAGGAGACCUCAAUAAAAUUGAUGAAAAUUUUGGCAAGCAUUUUCCAAAGCCGGAUAUUGUCAUUUCAGAUCCAAAUAGACCCGGUAUGCACAUGAAAUUAAUCAAGUUUCUGCUGAAGCUUAAGGCUCCGAAAAUUGUUUAUGUAUCAUGCAAUCCCGCGACUUGUGCUCGUGACAUCGAUUAUCUUUGCCAUGGUGCGGUGGAGCAAAAAAUCAAAGGAUGUUACAAGUUAAGAAGCAUACAACCAGUAGAUAUGUUCCCUCACACUCCUCAUAUUGAAUGUGUUUGCCUAUUGGAGCUUUGUUGAAUACUAGCAUUCACCUAUUGGAUACCUGUAAUUCUCUAUUUUAUUUUAUGAUGAUAAUUCUGAUCAAUUACAUCACUUCAAUUGAUUCAAUUUUGUCUCACAUUUCCUUUUGGUCCU
Hibiscus syriacus is the source of this 1764-nucleotide messenger RNA. RefSeq lists its product as uncharacterized. The record is from RefSeq and is a predicted model, not a curated record. The coding region runs from base 1 to 1647 and encodes 548 amino acids. The transcript has 10 exons. Gene Ontology annotation, biological process: RNA processing. Lineage: Eukaryota; Viridiplantae; Streptophyta; Magnoliopsida; Malvales; Malvaceae.